GGAAUGUCCUACACCCGCGCCGAAAACGCCCAAAUCGACAACUGGGAACGCGUCGGCAACAAGGGCUGGAACUGGAAGAACCUGCUGCAAUACUACAAGAAAUCCGAAGCCUUCGAGGUGCCUACCCAAGACCAAACCGCCCAUGGCGCCACCUACGACCCCAAAUACCACGGCGAGAACGGUCCCCUGAAGGUCGGCUGGCCCACCGCCAUGACCAACAGCAGCGUCUUCACCGUCCUCAACGACACCAUGGACCACCUCGGCAUUCACUACAACCCCGACGCCAACAGCGGCAAGAUGGUCGGAUUCACCACCCACCCCGAUACCCUCGACCGCGCCAACAACAUCCGCGAAGACGCCGCCCGAGCCUACUACUGGCCCUAUGAAUCCCGCUCCAACCUAAAGAUCAUCACCAACACCCACGCCAACCGCAUCAUCUGGUCCAACACCACAACCCCCCACGACGACGCCCUCGCCACCGGCAUCGAAGUCACCGGGCCCUACGGCACCGAAACCAUCUACGCCGCCCACGAAAUCAUCCUCUCCGCCGGGGCCCUCCGCUCCCCCGCCCUCCUCGAACUCUCCGGCAUCGGCAACCCCUCCAUCCUCCACCACCACAACAUCCCCCUCACCGUCGCCCUCCCCACCGUCGGCGAAAACCUCCAAGACCAAACUAACAACGCCCUCUCCUGGUCCAGCUCCGACCCCCUCACCGGCCUCGCCACCUUCUCCGCCCUCACCUCCGUCACCCACCUCUACGGCCCCAACACCGCCGCCCUCGCCGCAUCCAUCAACGCCAGCCUCCCCGCCUACGCUCACGCCCUCGCCACCGCCUCCCACGGCGCCCUCAACGAAUCCACCCUCCUCGAAGCCUUCCACCUCCAACACGACCUCAUCUUUACCUCGGAGGUCCCAUACGCCGAGAUUGUCUUCGCCCCCAGCGGUUCCUCCUUCGCCGUGGAAUACUGGCCCCUGCAACCGUUCUCGCGAGGAAGCGUCCACAUCACCUCGAACAAUGCCUCGGAUCUCCCAGCCAUCAACCCGAACUACUUCAUGUUCGACCAGGAUAUCUCUGCCCAGACCGACGUCGCGAGAUUCAUUCGCAAGGCACUAGCUACCGCCCCGUUGAGUGGAAUUGUCGGCGAGGAAGUCUCCCCUGGCACUACCCUCCCUGCGAAUGCCUCCGACGCGACCUGGAAGGAGUGGGUGCUGGAGCAUUACAGACCAAACUACCACCCCGUCGGCACAGCGAGCAUGCUCCCCCGGGAAAAAGGCGGUGUCGUGGACGCAGAGCUGCGCGUGUACGGAACGAAGAAUGUCCGGGUGGUCGAUGCGUCGGUGUUGCCGUUCCAGCUGAGUGGACAUUUGACGAGUACGUUGUAUGCGGUUGCCGAGAAGGCGGCGGAUUUGAUUCGGGGGGGGUAUUAUGGUGCUUAGUUUAAGGUUUUUAAUUAAAGGGGUGGGAGGAAAGAUGUUCUGGUUGUGUGGUUGGGAAAAGGGGAUGUGUUGGGUGAUAGGCUUGGAUGGAGAGGUGGUUUGGGGUUGUAGAUAGAGCAGAC
Molecule: messenger RNA, 1559 nt
Organism: Aspergillus ibericus CBS 121593
Lineage: Eukaryota; Fungi; Ascomycota; Eurotiomycetes; Eurotiales; Aspergillaceae
Product: GMC family oxidoreductase
Exons: 2
Coding region: 4-1437 (477 amino acids)
Molecular function (GO): oxidoreductase activity, acting on CH-OH group of donors; flavin adenine dinucleotide binding
Source: RefSeq, a predicted model, not a curated record